UCAAAUGCACUCCUUAGAUAAUAAUAAUAAUAAGAUAUAAUACAAUUAUUUUUGAGAAAAAAAUGAAAACGGGUCAGUUUGUAACUUUCACAAGGUUGGAGUAAUAACAUGUUCAACUACUUAAGACAUUGUCUCGAAUCUAGGAUGUGCCUUCAGAUUUUGAGAAAAUGAACAGCUAUAAGGAAGAAUUUUUCACAUCUCUUAUUGAUUUCUCAACCCCCAAAGCCCAGUCUGGUCUGCUUAAGCGUUCCUGGAAGUCUCUCGAUGUUGCGUCUCUGGGUUUUAAACUCUAUGUUUACUUGUUACAAACGAACCCGAGAUGGCUUCGAGGAUAUGUUGUCAUAGCGACGAAUGGACGCUCUGCCUGGCUCGGAUGGAAUCGUAAACUGCGUAAAACUCCUGUCUCGACAUUAUGGCUGAGACUCGUGUCAUUCCAAGUGGGAAAGUCUACCGCCAGAUGUUUGACGCCCAGGUUCAGCUGUCAAGGUCUCUACAUGAUACUCGGAGGAAACGUGAGACUAAUGAAGGAUUCUUACCAAGGGACAACCCUCCUCUUAGUAGGGACACAGACACUGGUCUGCAGCAGCGAAUUAGAACUCUUCAGGCUGAAACCCACCAAUGCUCAGAGGAAAUGGCUGUUAGGGACCAACUGUUCUCAGGCAUCAAGCAUUGCCAGACGAGUGAGGAGCAGCUUGUUGAGGAGGAGAUCCGUGGACUUCCUGACCAUGUUGUGGCAGAAAAGCCAGGGUCAGACAUCAUUCACCGCCUGAUGGAGAAAAAGCAGAGGAACCACCUAGAGGCUAUGGCACAGUUGUACAGGGACCUUUCUGUGCUCAGUGUGGAGUAUGAGACAUUAUUCAGGCAAACUGGGCAAGAGGUGCUGCACCAACUCUCAGUGUAUGAUGGCAAUGUGGAGAGACAAAUGGAGAGGAUUGAAAAUAUUUCUGAUUUGGAGAAGUUCACCUUACAGGGACUUCAUGAGUUCUGGGAUACAGUGAAACAAGAGUCAGUGAUUAGGAGGAAGUGGAUCAAGGAUCUGGAUAAUACCCUGGCUAAGUAUGAGUCUGACAGAACAGCCAUGAUUGCAGCAUUGCUGAGAAAAUACACAGGGAAACUGGAAAAAGUCUGCUACGUAAUGCCUUCGGAUAUCCACCGACUGAUCAAUAGAGAAGCCAUGAUGAUAAACCAGGCUAUUCUAGCAAAUAGACGAGCAGUGGCCAAGCUCUACCUGAACCUGAUGGAGAAUGAUCUACAGAAGGAGGUAUUCCACCGACUCAGAUGGGAGGACAAACUGCAAGACUGGAAGAGCUUUAAGGUCCUUGGUGUGGUCAGCAGGUUCAAAGAUUUCAUGGGAAGCCCUCCAAUCCAGGGUCCUAAGGACGUACAAGCUAUUCUGGACACCAUGAGUGCAGCACAGCAAUCUUUUAGAGAAAAACGCAUCAAAAUUCUUCAGUCACUCACUGCCAUGAUACCUCCAAGAUGUUCAAAGACUCUAAUCGCUGAGUGGUAUAACUCUUUGUCAUCUGUCAACGAGCAAAUUGAUUGUAUGCACAUUGAAUCAAUGAGGAAGCUACAUUCCUAUUAUGAAAAUACUUGGCAAGAAUGCCUAGCAGAGGUAGAACAAGUCAAGAAAGAGAUUACUACAUAUGGGGUUUCUGCAGAAGAGAUCCAGGAUACUGUUAAUGUUGAGUUCCUGCCUCUGAUUGGGAAAUGCCAGAGCCAGACCGAGGAGCACCUUGCCACCAUGGAUAGAGCAUUUGAGUCUUUGGCCAAGAGAGCUGCUGUGCUAAGUAAGACACUUUUCAAAUUCACACGUGGGGCAUCUCACCUGUGGGAGGUGCACAGUGCUGGGCUGCAGAGGAGGGAGCAGCAGCUGCAAGACCAGCUGGACGAGGUGCGCUACAGUCAGGAGCAUGAAAUCCAGAAGAAGGAGGCUAAUCUUGAUGUUAUGUUGGACAGACUGAGACAGGAGAGCACUGAAGAGGCACUCAAAAUCUCACUGGAGAAGGCUCUACACUCCCUGGAUGAAAUAAAACUUGUAUACAUGCACUUCUACAAAGAAGAGGUGGACACAGUGGAGAGUUAUCCUGCCAUGGUCUUGGAGGAGCUGCACUCUUACAGCUUUGCUGUCAGUCGAUUCUUCAACGUCAAGGAGAUAUAUACCGGUAGUCAGGACUCAGAGGAACUUCGCUCCCUUUAUCCCGUCAUAAACCUUGAUUUAAGUGGGAGGGCCAGUGUGAAGAGGACAAGACAGACCACUGUACAGGGAAGGAAACGUUGUCCAGGAGGAUUCCAGAAAAGUCCAAAUCCAGCACAUUCAUCCUUUGAUGAAUUUGACACUGAGGAUGUCAUUGAUUCCCAUCGGGAGUUUCUUGACUCUCAGUCCAGCGAGACAUUCUGCACCUCUAAAGGCAAUAUAUACAACGGUCAGAGCUUUGUCUCUCAAUGGGACACGGAGCAGGAUUCCAUUCCAUCUGAGAUGGAGUUGGUUGUGUUCCCCAGAAGUCUUCUUGCUGAUCUACAAAAAGAUAUACGUCUGUUGUUUUUCAAUCACCUCGAAGAGAGAUAUCAGACGGCUCUGACCAACACGAUGAAUAUUGUGGCAGCCAAGAAGGAAGCACUGAAGUCAGAGCAGGAUCUCCGGCUGCACCUCCACCAACCACGGGCUAAGAGAAUCGAGGUGGACAUCCACAAUGUCCGUGCUGCGGAACUGGUACUGCACAGAGAUCGUGUGGAUAGGCACUGUAAAGGCAUCUUGCAGGCCCUUGGCAACUGCCGAACGGACUUCCACGAACUCCAGAUUCGACAGCACAAACUGACUGAGGACUUCAGAUCCCAGAUUUACAGCAUGGAAGAUGUCUUUACCUAUGCCACCAAGUCAGACGUGCUGGUUGGACUAUGUGGUACGCUGCAAUCCAAUUUGGAGAGCCACAUGAACAUCAUUCAGGCAUCACAGAGAAACUUCAGACAGACUCUGGAGUCCAAGCUGGAUGGCCUAAGAGAGACCAACGUCCAGUUAAUCAAAUCAUUUAAGCUGUUCUCAGAUGGAGGGAACUUCACACCCAAAGAGAUAGAGGCGCAUCACAAACGGAUUGAGAAAAUGGUUAAACGUAUCGACACCAACGACGAGGCCAUAAUGCUGGAUAUGGAGGGGACAGAGUCCAAGUGUCUGGAGCUGGCGAAGGAUGUGAUAAACAGGUUUGAGGAGAAAUUCCACUUUUUGACAGUGGAUUUGAAGUUUCUGGAGAAAAUCCAAGGAAUGCUAACAAAUACACAGGUUCAGAUAAAAACAGAGGCAACAAAGAGCAACAUGCAAAAUAAGAAAAUCAACAGCCUCCUGACAGAGUUAAAAAGUUUGGUAGAUACUUGUGCCAGAAGCAGUCCAGAAAAGACAGUGACGACAGAUGAUGUUUUCACUUUUACGUGGUCUAUAAUAGAGGAAUUGAGGGCACGAUGCCAUUAUCUCCAAUGCUUUUUGAACCCUUCCAUGGCAGUACUGAUGCCUGAAUGCCCUCUCCAGGGGGCCUUCGCUGUUGCAGCACGCCCAAAGUCCCGCAAGUCAGCAAGCCCUGCCAUAGACGGUCUGCUCCAGCCCAGCCGCAUGGGGGUGUCCUUCAUGGAUGAUGUGGCAGUGGGGGUCAUCAGGGGACUGCUGAGGCUAACCAAGACAAAAGUCACCCAGGAAGCCAAUUCAGAGUCGACAGAGAGGGUCUCAGCAGCAGUCACAGUCAGGUUGUCGUCUCCUAUUGGGCAGAGGUCAGGGGAUUCUGCCGAAUCUGUCAGUGCACAAAGUGUGAAGAGGUUUUCUAAACCCACUCGCUUUGACAAGAGAUUCCAGGUGUUUGGUCCCAAACCAGAGACACAUGGCGUAACUACCUUCAAAGGUUUGAUAACCAGCAUUCUUUGGAAGACCAAUGAUAUUCUUCUCCUGGUUGCUGAGGAGUUCUAUAAGAAGAAGGAACGCCGGCCUAUCACAAGGCCUCAGUACCUCCAGGAGACGUUUGAACAAUGUGCUGAGGAGAUUAACAAAAGGCUGCUCGUCUACCAGAGCCAAACUCAGGACUACCACAACAACUGUCUGCAAGAAUUCCGACAGCAGCUGAAAGACAUUGAGGAGGGUCUUUCCAAGGUGCCUGGGGUGCUCAUCUCUAAACUGGGAGAACAACACCUGGGGAGCCUGAGCCAGGACACGGACAACAUCCGUCAACAGCUAGGCAUCACUCUGCAUGAGAGCGAGGGGAGGAAGAAAAAGCACAGUGGCAAGCUGAGUGUGCGUCUGAGCCAUCCUGCUUGUGAGAAAGAGCUGGAGGCCUUGAAUCGUGCUGAAGAGGAGAGACAAAGAGAGCUGACCAAUGCCAUCACGAACACUCUGCAAGAGCUACAAACAUGUGUGAGGAAACAUGGGGAGGAGUUUGUGAGAGCACUCACCUCUCUGACAGAGAACCUGCUGUUCCAGAUGGACAACCUCCUGACCGUAGAUGAGGUCCAAGUUGGCCAAGCUGAAACGAAGAGUGAAAAUGUCACCACUCUAAUUCGCCGAAAACAAGCUGGUAUUCCGCUAGAGGAGAAGCAAAGUGCACAUCUAAUUCAGCGAGGCAGCAGAACGUGGCCAGGAAUCUCUUACUUUGGAUCCAGUACUGAUGGUCCAGUGGAGCAACCAUGCAGGAAAACAGCCUCCAUCACCACUGCAAAGACCACCUUAGGCCACCUGAGAGCAGUGGAGGCCCGUGAAUCUAUGUACCAGUGCUAUGAGCAGCGGCACAGGGAGGAGCUGGCCCGGGCCGUGCAGGAGAGCCAGUUCCAGAGGACAGAGGUGCAGUGUUGGGAGGAACACUGGAGAGGCUUACUGAACACUCUGACCCAGCUCAACGCUGAGUGAGCACCUAGCAACUCCGCACCAGAGCUCACCAUUUUCUACAGCAGGACUAGACUAGAUUAAAAUGAGAUUUCCGGUGACAAAUAAAAUAAUGGUUUGCAUUUUUCUUUCUCUUUCUGCCACUAAGGGAUUGAAAAUACUGCUUCGCAAAAUUGCGUAUGUGUGACUAAUAUUGGCUAUAAAACACAAUAUUCAAUACACAGAGCGUAGAUUUUUGUUAAUUCUGGCCGGGAUUUUAUCAGAUCGCAGAUUGUAGACUAUGGCUUUUAAAGCCAAUGUUCGGUAAAUGCUGUAUAUGUCAGAUCAAUCUGAAAUUACCUUCAAAAACUGAAUUUUCGACUGUGCAGUUAGCUGUGCUAUGGAUAGAAUCCCAGACAAACUCUUUACAAUGAAUGCAACUUUGUUGUCGUUAUACAUGAUUUUUUUAUUUCAAGUGUUGUGGUCUUCAUAAUUCCACAUGAAGAAAUUGUUAUAAGGUCCAAUGUAGCCAUGUUUUAUGCCACCAUCAAAUAAUUUCUGGGUAACAAUUUAAAGUACCUUGCUGUGAUUGUUUUCAAUUAAAAUGGUCAAAAAUAAAUAGAAAAUUCAAAUUAAAUGUUGUUGGCA
Oncorhynchus gorbuscha (pink salmon) is the source of this 5482-nucleotide messenger RNA. It is a transcript of the gene ccdc180, whose product is annotated as coiled-coil domain containing 180. NCBI's taxonomy places the organism in Eukaryota, Metazoa, Chordata, Actinopteri, Salmoniformes, Salmonidae. The transcript is spliced from 38 exons. The record is from RefSeq and is a predicted model, not a curated record. The coding region runs from base 413 to 4879 and encodes 1488 amino acids.